This is a messenger RNA of Purpureocillium lilacinum, 702 nucleotides long. Lineage: Eukaryota; Fungi; Ascomycota; Sordariomycetes; Hypocreales; Ophiocordycipitaceae. The record is from RefSeq and is a predicted model, not a curated record.
AUGACAUGGACGACUCCAGCCAAUUCCAGGGCGCCCCAGCAUCCGAGCUCGCCUGUCCGCGCGGUCGGUUCCAAUCGAGGCCCCAAGGUUCCAACCAAGGUUAUCUCGACCACGUCUCGUCGGCCGCCCCCAAUGACAUGGCCUCCCGCUGCUCCACGUGGGUUGAACAGCCGUCUCACGGCGCCCGAUCGCCCCGGCCAAUGGAUCUUGGCCCCCGGUGAGACCUGCACGGCGCUCCAUGUCAUUGGUGCGAUCCCUCUCGGCGGUCUGGGAGUCGAGAUGAGAUUGUGGAUGUGCGUUGGCCGGCCUUGCCUUGGCUUCAUCUUUGUCCCCCCCGGAACGAGACACAGACGCAAGGUACGCGGGCCCCUUGCCUUUGCUUGCAGCCAACUCGGCUUCACCGACUCGUUGUCCAAGGGCCUUGCCCUGGGACACGACACGGGCGGCCAAGGUGAGCGAGCGUUGUUGUCUCUUCUCUCACCGACGGCACACACUCAUCCCUUCUCCGUCGCUCGAGUGAGAUGCAGAGAAUCAUCCACGAGACGUCGCUCGACAUUUGCAUUGGCUGCGUCACGUCGAGUCAUGCGAAACUCAGUUCCGCUGAGCCUCCUAUUAUGGCCACUGCUGUUAUGUCGUGGUUGUCGGCUCACCGCCUGCACCAGCGCCGCUGUAACGCGGCCCGUUCACGUUUCAUCUCGAUAG